Durotheca rogersii is the source of this 1836-nucleotide messenger RNA. RefSeq lists its product as uncharacterized. The record is from RefSeq and is a predicted model, not a curated record. The transcript has a single exon. The coding region runs from base 1 to 1836 and encodes 611 amino acids. Lineage: Eukaryota; Fungi; Ascomycota; Sordariomycetes; Xylariales; Xylariaceae.
AUGCUGCCGCAGCCGCAUCAACGGCAGCGCACCCUGAUCCGCCGCCUCUUCCAACUUCGCCUCCGCCUCCGCCCUGCUAGAUCUCCCAGCGUCCGAUCGUUCACCUACCACACCACCCUCGCCUACCAAGGCCGACCACAGCUCCCGUUCCUAUCCGUCCCGCUAUCCAGGAAGCACCAAUUCCGCUACCUCACCACCGAGCGCAAGAGGUGGCUGGCCUACGAAUUCUACCUCGCCGCCAAGUAUACCGUUUACCUCUGGGCUUUCGUCUGCAUCUCUUUCAUCGCCUACUGGAGCCUGCUGCAGGAAUGGCUCGAGCGAACAUACCCGACGCCUCCCGAGUGGAGGUUCACGACCCGGCUGCGCUUCCGGACCGCGAAAUGGGUGCCUCACCGUGAAGACCCUCCAGAGCCCGACUGGGUCGUCACCGGUAGCUUUGUCACGAACGUCAUCGAGCGGCUCGAGGAUCCGGAGGUCGAGGGCGCGGGGCUGCAAAAGCCGGCCGAGGGCGGUGUCUGGAUCGACGGCAUCGCCCAGUCUGGGUACGACGUCACGGCGAAGAGCGAGCAGUGGAGGAGGGGCUACUACGAGGCCCUGAUGCUCGCGGGCCAGGUGGCUGAGAACCUCGACGACCAGGUCCACGACACGACGCGCGGUCUGGUCUUUCCCGCGAACCAGGUGAUCGGGCCGUCGAACCCGCGCCCGAAACCCAUCGGUGUCGGGUCGCCGAGCGCGCCGCGCGAGAAGGACUGCGAGCCGGCCUUCGCGCCUCCUGAAGUCUUCUACGUCAAGAUCCUGACAACGCGCGGCUUCACGCCGAAGCAGAAGCUCGACGCCGCGCUCGCGUACGCGUCGUGGCUCGACUUCAAGCACUCGCCCGACGCCGCCGAGCGCAUCUACGAGUGGGCCCUGACCCUCGCUACCGACUCGUCGCCGUCGCCGCCCCCGUACGACCCGCAUUCCUACGUCCUGAACGACUCCGCGCCCCGUCCCUCCGCGAACCUCCUCGUGACGCUGACUGCCCUCGCGACCCACCGCGCGCGGGCGGGCAACGUCGCCGGCGCGUUGCCCAUCCUUAUCUCGGUGCUGCGCGCGCGCCGGUCCCUGCCGCCCCCGCCGCCGGGGCCUGACGGGUCGCCCGCUGCGGUGGCGGCGGCGGGCUCGGCGUCGUGGAGCCUGCGCCGCAUUGUCGACAGCAUGAAGCUUUACGUGGUCGUGCCGGAGUACCCGCCGCCGCCGGCCGACGGCACGGCGCCGCCCGUCCGCGACGCGCGCGAGCUGUGCGAGGAGGCGGCGCUGCACCUGUACAUUGGGGAGAUCCUGUACUCGGCCUCGGCCUCGGCCUCGGCCCCGUCUCCUCCUGCUGCUGCCGGCCGCGCGGGGCCGUCGGAGCGCGAGGACGGGCUCGCGUGGACGCGCGAGGCCGUCGACCUCGCCGAGGAGCAGCUGCACCGGCUGGCGCACCGCGACGCGCCGGCCGCGGCGGCCGCCAAGAAGACGUGCCGCGAAUGCCUCGCCGCCGGCCUCGACAACUGGCGGGCGAUGGUGGCGCGGCUCGCGCGCGAGGAGAGGGAGCGGCAGCAGCGGCGGCAGCACCAGCAGGCGAGCGACGGCGCCGCCCCCGGCGCCAGCUGGUGGCCCGCGAGCCUGUGGGGGGGUGGCGGUGGCGAGAGCGCCGCUGCUGCCGCCGAAGCAGAGGUGGCGGAGGCAGCGGCCGGCGGCGGCAGGUGGGCCGCCGAGGAGAACGUGGUGCGCGAGCGCACGCGCCGCGCCGGCGACCUGCUCCAGGGGCUCGAGCCGCCGCCCUCCGGGUUCUGGUCCAUCUUCCAGGCGUGA